CUUACAAUGAUUAUUUAUAUUUGCCUCGUUUCUUUUAUUUUCUGGACUGGUUAUAAAUUCAUGUUUACUUAAUUUCCCUAUAUUGGCUUAUAUCAAAAUGUGAAUUAAUUAUAAUUUGUAUGCCAUAAUAGUAGAAUAAAUAAUGCGAUAGUUAUCAACAAUGUCGAAUUUUGCAAAUAGAAGUAAGAUCUUCAGUGAAAUGAUGAAGUUUUCUUUUCACCACAGAGCAUUUUAUUGUUACCUGGGAAUGAGUGUUUGGAUCUUAUUUUUAAUCACAGUAAUGUAUAAAUACAUGUCAUUGGGGGAAGAAACUAUUGCAGUGAAGAAAGUCAUACAAAAUGAAUACAUAUCUAAGAGUGAUGCUAAGUUCAGAAGGAUUUACCUGAGAGCCUGCAGCCCACCCGACAGUAUAGUCAGAGGAUCUGAAGCUGUUGUUGACAGUGACACAUGGUUGCUACAAGGCGCCCUGGUUGUGACCCGACAUGGGGACAGGGGACCUUUGACACACCUUAAAAAUGGAGACAAGUUACCCUGUGAUGCUCAUCCCCCCUCACCGCUACUAAAAAGUUACGAGGAGUACGUGGCUAACGCCAGUUCGUCGGGUCGCGCGUGGUGGGUGUCGGUGGCGGGCCCCUUCCACAACUUCCCGUCGCUGCCCGUGCGCACGGCCGGCACUCGCUGCGCGCUCGGACAGCUCACGCCGCGCGGCUUGCUGCAAAUGAUCACUGUUGGUAAAAUCUUAAAGGAGGCUUACGGGGAGAAGUUGAACCUGGAUGUGGUAGAUCCUCAAGGGAAGAAAGACUCAGGGCUGGUGGUGUCGUACAGCACCCGCUACCGGCGCACGUUCCAGUCGCUGGCGGCGCUGUGGUGGGGCGCGGCGGCGCGGGCCGCGGGGGCGCGCGCCGCCGCCGCUCGCGAGGCGCACAGCGUCGCCUUCUGCUUCCGGGACUGCGCCUGCGCAGCGCAUCAUGUGCUCAACAAAAAAAUACACACCGCAAAUAAGAACCGCCUGGACUCGCACCCCGCCAUCAAAGAACUGGUUAAGAAGCUGGCGAAAGUUUUAUUCGAAUCUCAAGAGAAAACGGAAGCAAGCGAAGUAGGUGGCGCCCUCCUUGCCUACAUGUGCCACGACGCGCCCUUCCCCUGCACAGAGAAACCCAAAGCACCGAGUAAGAAACUCUCAUUAGACAAAAAACACACAAAGUUACGCGAAAACACUGUUCCUUCUAGAAAAGUCCUAGACGUCGACAUAGACACGCUGAACAUGGAACUAGACUACAUAAACAACCAAAUGGACUUCAACAACGAGAUAGGCAGAAAGGCAAGGGACAUCAUAGGCAAAUAUUACGAUACCAAACAAAAAGCACCUCUAGAUUUCGACGCUCAGAUGGAAAGGGAAAAGCUGCUGUAUUACCAGCAACGGUACUUAGACAAUGCCGACGGGUACGAAGAUGUCGUUAUAGUCAAAAAGAAUUUAGACGCAGAUUUUAAUUUCCCGAACGACGCACGAAUGGAUACGGACUUUGACGAAGAUUACAAAGAACCGACACCAGAAAGCUCCGAAGACUUCUGCAUCAAGAAGGAACACGCCAUGUCUGUAUUCGCGUAUUUGGAAUGGAUCUACAGACAAGACGUCAAAGACAUUAACAACAGACGAAGAGGCUUGCUCGUUGCUUACGGCUUGAUACACAACAUCGUCCAAAAUAUGAUACGAAUGAUCUCCGAAAAUAAACCGAAAUUCGUCGUUUACUCCGGACACGACAAGACCCUACAAGCGUUAGUCUUAGCGUUAGGUUUACACAACUACCAACAUUACAACAUACAAUACGCAUCGAGACUGAUAUUCGAGGUUUACAGAAAGAAGGAUUUACGCGACGAAUUUAAGUUCACGAAGCGGAAAGCUGUCGCACAAGAUUUUUACUUCCGAGUCGUUUAUAACGGAGAGGAUGUGACAAAUAAGCUUAGUUUUUGUAAGACCAGGCAAAAUAUUGUCAUGAGAGUUGUAGACCCCAUAGAUGAUGUGAAAACUUACGAUACAUACCUCUGCUCUAUAGAAAACAUAGUCAGGUUUAUACAUGAUGAUUAUUUUGCGACUUUCAACGUUACUAAUUACAAAGAUGCUUGUGCGAGCUAUGGGAACUCGAAACAUAUUUAUCGAUAGUUUUAAUCACGACGACUAAUUCAGAAACUUUUAGAAUGUUUAUUUAUUUUGGUACUUAUUGACAUAUCGUGUUUGGGUGUAUUGAUUUGCAACUUGUUUUUAUAAUCUGACAUUGACGUACUGAUUGAAAAUAUAGAUCAAAGCGUCAUUUUACUUGUAAGGAAUAUUAUGAUCGGAGUAUAUAGGUUAGCUGGGAGUCAUAGGAAACGGAGGCUAAUAGGAAUCUUUUAAAUUAUCCAUGUUUCACAUAUUGUAAGGCCUUUUUUAUCGAGUAUAAAAAUAUGUGGAAAUGUCAUUUUACAUUUGUCACUAUUUCCCUAUACCGAGCCAUGAUCAUAGGAUGUCAAGAGCUGUAGAUGAUGGCAAUGUUUCUUAACAAAAAGCUGUAAUUUUCAAUCUGGUUUAUAUUUGGGAUGGAGGCUACAAAGUUACAAAUGAAUAUACUGCAAUAAAUAAUAAUUUUAAGUUAAUUAUUUCUAAGUAAAUUCAAGAAUCAAGAGAUUAUUUAUUAUUAUUAUUAUAGAAAUGUGAGAUUAUUUAUUGUGAGAUUACGUUCAGUCGAAUUAAGUCAUUUGUCAAUCAUGAAGUUUAUCCGUUUAGGUUUUUUUGCCACGACCGUGUCAUGGACGUAUACAUAUCAGUCAACAUUUUAACACCCCUGCUAUAGUUAUCGCUUGCAUGUUGCAGAUGGGUGAAUACAGAUUCAUUAUCGUCCUAGCCUUUUCCCAACUAUGUUGGGUUCGGCUUCCAGUCUAACCGGAUUCAGCUAAGCACU
This is a messenger RNA of Trichoplusia ni (cabbage looper), 2936 nucleotides long. RefSeq lists its product as uncharacterized. Gene Ontology annotation, molecular function: phosphatase activity. The coding region runs from base 161 to 2161 and encodes 666 amino acids. NCBI's taxonomy places the organism in Eukaryota, Metazoa, Arthropoda, Insecta, Lepidoptera, Noctuidae. Gene Ontology annotation, biological process: dephosphorylation. The transcript has 7 exons. The record is from RefSeq and is a predicted model, not a curated record.